AUCAAAGCUACUGAGCUUCAAAGCUUGUUUCAACAAAGAUCUACCCUCUGAGUUGUCUAAGAAAAUCAUGUUGCCCAACAAUUCUGGAUCCGAUGCGGCUGAGCGUGAAAGCACGACUAGAAGCCCCGCACCUCCUCCAGAGUCGGUUGAGCCUUUUCCGUCUGUCCUACUUGAGGCCUUACCGCCUUCGCCGGUUCUAGGAACUCCUGGUGAUCCUCCAAAAGUGUCUCAGGCCGCUCAGCAGCAUUUUUACGGAUGAUGUUUUUUCCAUCGCUACUGCACUCAUUUCAAGGGCACUCAUUUCAAGGGGACAAACUGCCAGGAUGCAUCGUCUGCCUAAGUAGAUGGAAAAAGCAACGCCCAAGUCCAUAAUUUUGUAGUGUAUAAUAACAGUUCGUCCACCACCUCGUCGCAUCCACCUGCGCCUGCAGCUCCUGCACCUAACGGAACUGCUGGAGGUGCUCCAACAACCACGACUACGACUGCAGUGGUCGGAGGACCAGGGGGUGGAAAAAUGAUGAACCCAGCAGCUACCCAUCAAGGCGUUGUGCCUGUUGUUUAUCAUCAGCAACAUCCUCUUGCUUCUCAGGCUGCUCAGCAUGCCGUUCCAACCACUGCCUUGCACCCUACGAGAUCUUUUCCUCAACAGGUGGGUGGACAAGGACAAGGACAGAACCCACCUCCCGUGUCUUACAGUAGAUAUUGUUCGGUUUCUAACAUUUUUAGUCGGGGGGGAGGGGUAAUAUCAACAGGAGCACGUUCUUCUUCUGGCGCGGGACUGCCUUCUGGAGGUGCUCCUGUUUCCGGCACAGGUGCGCCUCUUACGAGUAUUACGGCUUGUUGUUCCCCCAAGUACUUCUUAUCCAUUGGCAGAGGCAAGCAUCUUGAAGCUGUUCAUCUCCAAAAGGGCGAGAGAGACGCAUCUUCAAGAUGCGACGUCUUAGGAUGGAUAUUAAGGGUGAGCUCUAAGCAGAGCAGUAGCUAUCCGCCACCGCCACAAUAUCCUCGUUCGUCCACUUCGCAGCAGGUCUACCGUCAGCCUCAGGUUGUUCGACAUCCCCCACAUCAUCAUCAGCAUUCUACUGAUCAACAUCCUCAGCAGCAUCCUCAGCAGCAACAUUCAUCUCGCGGCCCUGUUACUUCUCUCCCGGGAUCUCUCCAAGAGCCUCCAUUGACGCAUAUUCAGACCUUCGUGCAGUCAACUCCAAGUAGUAUUGGCUGGUCUGCGAACGACAAACCAGUUUUGAAUCUAGGUCUAUCCUUCAAACUGCCCAUACACGAACUGUUAGAUGCAAUCUGUAGAUAUCAAGAUCGCUUAGAGCUGGAUGAAGAACAAAUGAAGAAUAACAAUACGGGGACAACAAAUGAUAAUAGCAAUUUUUACAGGGCGGGUGCAACCACUAGUACAACUUCUAGAAGUACUGAGGUACCACAGCUGCCAAUGACCGCAGGAGCUGUGCCUGGUCUCGCAGAUCACCCUCAUCAUAAUGUUCAUCCCGGUAUAGCUACAACCACCUCGAAAGCCCUGUCGCAGGCUAGAGGAUUCGUACAGCAAACUGAAGUUUUGUUAUGGUCAGCUUUUAUCCAUCCUUCUCAGCGCGUAGUUGGACCCUUUUGCUCUGUAUAAUUGUUCCUAUAAGUUGCAACUAUUAUAUUAGCAGUCUUCUCGGCUCCGCAUGUUCUGAGUUCUAGGCUCUGAUAGAUGUUACUCGUCUGAAAAGAUAUUCUAGCCUUUGGUCUUCCACGGUCCAUCUCACUAUUAUAACAAGGGUAGAAGUAUUAAAAAAGGGGUCCAGACCCAGAGAUAGAAGUGAAAGCUAAUUUUGAGAGGUGGCGCGCUUUUGAAUGAUCGACCAGCACAUGCAGCAGCGCAUCAACAGCAGCCUCUUGCUCACCCGGGAAGAAAUAGAACUGGUAGUGUGCCUGGAGCAGUUCGUGAGGCACAACAGGGACAGGGAGAAAUGGCAACAACAGAUGCCACGACUGCUAAUACAGUGAUGUUAGCGGAGGCUCCUUUUAAAAAUACUAAUUCUGCUUGUGCCUCUGGGUCCUCUGUUGUAUCUAGUAGUACAAGUUGUACCCCGUCUGGUGGUGGUGUCGUGACGUCCUCUAGGGCGGUGUCACCAGCCGCGCAACCUGGUGUAGGACCAGUUGUCGUGCAAAGUGCACGAUCAACAGCAGUUUCUCUCGCUCCCGCUGUCACAUCAUCUCGUCCAUCAGCAUUCAUACAAAAAGAAAGCGUCGUUCUAGGUCCUGGCCUAAGUCCAACAACGACACCAGCAUCCUCCACAACAGCUACUGCUCCACAUCUAGGAAGUGACCUAGGAGGUGGAGCAAGUUGUAGUACUGCCACGACUACAACUUCCACGAACACGAACACGUUGUUGCAGAACACGACUUCCUCUUCCUCUUUAAGGCUUCCCCUAAAGCAACUAAUUCAUCUUAAGAAGCAUCUUUGUAGUCUUGUUUUUCAAGGAGAAUGACAAGAUGCCUGUCCUCUGAAUGGUUCAUCCGGUCUUUGGUAUAGCCUGAAUUUGAUCACAAGGGUUCUCUCCUUGUUUUCCCUUAUGAUCAAACUCAGGCUAUACCAAAGACCGGAAACCAUACACUGACUGUCAAGAUUUGAGGAAAGGCAAGGUCUAAGCCCUGCAGGAACGACCGCGGCACCUUCUCCAGGCGUGGAGUACGCAGGUGGUGGUGGACUUAGUGUUAAGGGCUUCUGAAUUACAUCCGUAAGAACAACCUCUAAUGGUGGGACACUCGUUUGCUCAAGUGGUGGACUUGUGAACAACCUCUAAAAAUGGUGGUGGACUCAUUUCAACUACAAGUGGUGGACUUAUUUCAACUACUGUUUCUGCCGCGAUGAAGGAAGAGCUCCAGAGCAACAAGUGACUGACUCGGUUGAUGUAUCAGGAUCACGUACAUCUGAGGCUGUAUUCAAUCAUCUUUAGGCGGUACUCAAUCAUCAGGAUCCCGUACCUCAGAGGCUGCAUUCAAGUGAAAGAGAAAUGUUUUUUAGAUGAUAGACAUUAAUAUCAUAGAAGGCGGGGUCCGUCGUGGGUACUACCGAUACUUUUGCAGCAACUUGGCAUUUUUGCGUGAAAGCAGCCUACUUUCAUCUGAUUCGGGAUUUUGAAACAAAUUUUUGGUACCACUACCACUUCUCAGCCGCAGCCCGCAGGCUCCUGUACAACUAGAAAUUCCGAUCGCUGAGGUCAAUAACCCACAAGAACGAAGACAUGCCUUGGAAGCAGAAUUACAGAUUUUGAAUAGUUCAACUUGUUAUAGCAAAUAUUUUUUGAAAGAUUUUUAAGAUCAUCAUGAUCGCAACAAACGUAGCAAUUGGACUCGUUGAACUUGAAAAACAAAAUCCUGAAUAUUUGUAAAAACGUCGUAGUUCUGGGUAAUCCUAAUAUCAUAAGAUUUAUAUCGUGGGUAUAAAAACGUCGUAGUUCUGGCUAAUCCUAAUAUCAUGAUAAGAUUUAUGUCGUGGGUUCUAACGGAACAAAAAGGAAACUGAGAACUCGUAUUUUCGCGCGAAUUAGCACGAUGAAGGC
Molecule: messenger RNA, 3557 nt
Organism: Amoebophrya sp. A25
Lineage: Eukaryota; Dinophyceae; Syndiniales; Amoebophryaceae
Source: the annotation of a GenBank genome assembly